AUGAUUCAUUAUUCGGGCGGCCGUCUGUUCAUCCGCGAGCCCCAAACGAGAAUGUGGCGUCCGCCGCCGCAGAAGCCCUUGAGGAACACGGACGACGAAGUGGACUGCUCGCCGAUGCACCAUAUCAUGUACCGGCCGAUUUGCCAGACGGUCCGGCUCGAUCGCAGAAGGCCGCGACGAGAGAAGCGCCGACGGCUUCCCACUAUUGUCGAGAAUCUGUGCAUGUUCGAAUGGUUGCACAGGACCGAAGGUACGUCUUUUUUUUUUUGGGUCAGAAUCCAUUGCUUGAGUCUAAAAGAUGUCUGCGCAGACAUUUUGUGGUAAACAGUUGCGUUGACAUGUUUUGACCGAACAAAAACCCUCUAAAAUCGACCUGAUCACCUUUUCCACAUGGUGCAUCUAUCGCAACAGGAUUUUGAAAAGUCACAAAUGUCUAGACUACGAGCUGAAUGUGCUGGUAAUCAGAAAAAGUGCUCAAUGCUUUGAACUCUGAUCUCUACGAACUUUUUUGUCUAAAACAUGAAGAUCUCGCUUUUUAAAUGUCUGCUUGAGAUGAAAUUUGGUCAGAAACGUUUAAGUCAUGUGCUGCGGCUUUCCAAAUUGCGCCGAGCUCUAAAAAGUGCUCCGAACCGUAAGCUGCUAUGAAUUGUCCAUGUUUCUAUGCAAAAUUCGGUUCCUGCCCACUUUUUUUUAACUUUCCAAAGCUAGGACCCUUUUCAAACCCGGUUUCCUCGAACUUUCAUCGUUUUUGCAUUUGUAACUAGUGGUUUUUCGGUGCCUAAUUAUGCAAGUACACAAAAACCUUGGGACCACCUGGUUUCGAAUAUUGCGCAACCUACUCGUUUUUCCGUCCGAAUGUCUGUGCGUCAACUGCUCUUUCUCUCUCUCUCUCUCUCUCUCUCUUCUCUUCCCGUUUUCCAAAGAGAUAUAGGUCAGGUGGCGGGCCGGCGGAACAGUGUAAUAAAAGAAAGAGCCGGGGCGGCGAGCAGGUCAGUGUGCCCCCACCAGAUGGACCGAAUAAAUGUGCGGGGAGAACCGAAACGAGCGGGGCACAGAGAGAGAGAGAGAGAGAGGGCGUCUAAUCCAGUGCUCCUAAUGCAUAACCGAUUAGGCGCCGAGAGCAGAAAAGAGAGCUUACCUUGAAAUUGAUUUGCCGUCUUUCUUCAACUCUCGCACACGGUCUCCAGAGCUGAAGUCAAUGGGCGCGCAAGUGCGCCCCGCCCAAUAGACCGAUACAUUGGCGCGAAAUUCAAAUUUUAACAGCAAAUUUUGUGUUUUUUACCAGAUUAGCCACGAAAAACCGAUAAUUUCUCAUUUGUCUCUCGAUAGACCGAUUGUAUAGGCUAUUACGAAUUUUUUAAGCGCAAGAGCGUUAAAUUUUGUCAAGUCGCAAAUCACAUUUUUCCGUUUGAAGGUUUUUGGCUAAAACUGCGUGCAUUUCAGUUGCUUUUCGGUAGUUUUCGCGGUUCGAGCGCUCAAAAUGCUUGUAUUUACGGGAUUUAUCAUUCUCAAAACCAAUUCUGUCGGAAAACGGUCAAGAAAGUGCAAAAUGAGAAGUGCGGUUUUUAGGCGGCGAAGACGAAAAAGCAAAGACGGCGAAAAAUGCGCCAAAACGUCAUUAAUUCUGAGAAUUAGUGUGUUUUCAUGCCGAACAAUCAUUUUUCAUCGCCGUUGACGACAAAAAUCAGAGAAAACGUGCUCAAUUCAUGAAAACGCCAUUUGGCCGCCGAGGCCACGCCCAUAUUGUCAGCUCUGGAGACUGUGCGAUAUGUGAGAUUUCUGGCGUACAAAAAAUAGGUGUAUUGUACAGAAAACAUGGAAAGAACGCGCGGCCUCCCCUUCAAAAAUUAAUUAAUCGGCCGCCGCCGCGUAAAUCGACACAGCCCGCCUGUUGCAAGUGCGCCCCAUUGAAAUCAUUCGCGCCGUGGGAGACCGUGGCGCUCUCGGCUUCUUCUAGAACCUUCAAAAACGCAUAAAAUCAUCGAGCCGUUUCCCCUCAUUUCUCGCGCACAAACAUUUCUUCAUUUCUUCAUUUAUUUCUCACAGCACCCCCCCCGGAAAAUAUAUUGGCCUAAUGACGAUCGUAUAUGUGUGUGUGUGUACGCGCACAAACACGCAUAUUUUGAUUGGAAAACGCAAACGGAGACAGGUGCUCCGGGCGCCGAAAUCCGGAAUCGCGAAUCGAAUCAAGUGAGAAAAUGGGGUUGAGCAUUUGAGAAAAGAAAAACGUCCUUUCGCACUAAUAUUCCUACUUGCAGCGUACAAAGAAAUGACAAACGAGGAGCUACAAUUCGUGCUCCUCAACGGACUCUUCCAUCAGAACAAGAACAACGUGGCGAUUGUGAUCAACCGCGAUCAGAAGACGGGCAAAACGGCGACGAGUCAGAUGGACGCCACGUUCGGCAAAGCGGAAAGCCGCGCGGAAGCGCUCAAAGUGCUCAAGGCGGCGUACAAUAGCGCGAGAGUGCCGCUCGAGGUGCCGGCGUCGCUGAAAGCGAUCCCCGUGGCGCACGUGGAUCCGACGAGCGAGUGCGAGCUGCCGGCACCGUCUGAACCGUCGACUUCGUGCUCGCCGACGCCCUGCUGUUCGUCGUCGUCGGGCAUCUAUCCGAAAAUGUCGCGUGCGCACAACACGCCCGUCGAACCCGAAAUUAUCACGUUGAACUAA
Caenorhabditis sp. 36 PRJEB53466 is the source of this 2668-nucleotide messenger RNA. Lineage: Eukaryota; Metazoa; Nematoda; Chromadorea; Rhabditida; Rhabditidae. The record is from the annotation of a GenBank genome assembly.